GUUUCCCAGCCCUGGUAGAUUUAGGAUUUUAGGGUUCAUCCAGAUUCCUAUAUAAAUCACCUUAUGGCCGCCGCUGACCAAGAAUCCAGUGUUGAAGCAAGGAUGAACAGCAUCACCGAAACACGAAAGUUUGCAGUCCAAGUUCAUCACAAUAGAGCAAACUACUACCGCAGCAGUUCCGGCGUGGACAUACUUCCGAUCAGAUUCAAAUGGGGCAAGAUAACUGUAAACUACAAUCCAAGUAUCCAAGGUUAUGAUUGUGAACCUCCAGAUAUUAUAUCCAGACGUACUCUUAAGCUGCGGUUCUCGAGGGAGAGGGCGAGUGGGAGUGCAAAGAUAACGGAGAGGAGGUUGGCCAAGUACAGAAGGGUCAUAGCUAGGUCUCCGACGGAAAUGGACAAGUUACAGAUGAAGCUGGCUAGGUUUCUGCGCGGCCCUGUGGGUAUUCCCGAAGAUAAGCACCCGUUUAUUAUUGUACAUAUAUUGGAUAUGAUUGAAUUAGCCGACCCAGAUAAAAUUAUCGAUGUGCACUUGAUGGACAUGACUGUUAGAGCUACGGGGGAAUUCGCGCACUUAAACGUGGAAGACAGUUACUACAGGCUCAUGCUUAUUCCGGCAUCCGAAGCAUUCAUUCAGGGUUUGCAGCAAGUGAGACUCGUUGAGCAUGACAGUUUGGAAAUGCUUGGUCUGGAGACAUCGUGCGCUGUUUGUCUGGAUGCCUUUGCGGACACAAAAGAGAUCACCAUCGCUCGCUUGCCCUGCUUACAUUAUUAUCAUCAUCAUUGCAUUGUCGAGUGGCUCAGGAUCAAUCACGUCUGCCCCAUUUGCCGGCACCCUAAUGCCCCGAUUAGAUGCCCGGGGUCAUCAAGGGCCAGAAGAAUCAGUAUGUUAUUGAGUGACACAGAAAUUUGCCUUGCCUGAGAAACAAAGGCCUUAUUUCCUCCCAUAUAUAAUGCUCCGCAGCUAGCUGCUGCGACAGACUAUUCAUUUGAAACUGGGAGAGGAUAUGAGAACGGUGCUUAAACCUCUUACAGACUAUUCAUAUGAUACUUUGCACUCCUCCAUGAGACAUCUGUAAUUGAGGAAGUGGACGAUCUAAUGGAGCAUGUUAAAGUACCCGUGGACUGAAACAGCUGCUCCUUGAACUUCGCUUUAUGUGGGUCUUGUUUCAUCUUUUGCUGUAAAAAUUACGAACCGUCAGUUUUGGAAUUGCUCAGGAACUCCUCAGUAUCUGCCAAAACUGUAGUGUACUUCGGCUCUGGGGCCAAGAAUAUCUAACCAAAUUUACAAGUA
Messenger RNA from Rosa chinensis, 1293 nucleotides. RefSeq lists its product as uncharacterized. Gene Ontology annotation, biological process: protein ubiquitination. Gene Ontology annotation, cellular component: cytoplasm. NCBI's taxonomy places the organism in Eukaryota, Viridiplantae, Streptophyta, Magnoliopsida, Rosales, Rosaceae. Gene Ontology annotation, molecular function: ubiquitin protein ligase activity. The record is from RefSeq and is a predicted model, not a curated record. The transcript is spliced from 2 exons. The coding region runs from base 64 to 921 and encodes 285 amino acids.